Messenger RNA from Lentinula edodes (shiitake mushroom), 1647 nucleotides. RefSeq names its product S-adenosyl-L-methionine-dependent methyltransferase. Gene Ontology annotation, biological process: tRNA processing. The coding region runs from base 1 to 1647 and encodes 548 amino acids. The record is from RefSeq and is a predicted model, not a curated record. Gene Ontology annotation, molecular function: tRNA (uracil(54)-C5)-methyltransferase activity, S-adenosyl methionine-dependent. Lineage: Eukaryota; Fungi; Basidiomycota; Agaricomycetes; Agaricales; Omphalotaceae. The transcript is spliced from 6 exons.
AUGUCCUCAUCUAAAGCAACCGAAGUUGAAACGAAGUUUUCUGAAAAAGGACCAGGAAAACGUCCUCGCGCACCUUCGCCACUUUCUCAAGAAGAAAAACAAGCUAAAAGAGCUAAAGCAGUUGCCAGAGCAACUGCCAAAAGACUGAAGAAACAACGUGGACAUAUUCCAGAAGUUUGCUCUCCAGAAGACGUCCGAUGGACAGACAUCGUUAGCCUCCUGGGACAGGACGUCGUUGACAAGGCUGCCGAAGACGGGAGCGAAUUCAACUCCCCAUUUCUAUUCAAAUCCGAGGUGGAGCUGGAAGUAAAGGCUAUAUCUUCCAAUGGUGAGGGCCUGGCCCAAUCAGACGAAAAGGAUUCGAAACCCUGGGUGGUUGUUGUCCCUUUCUGCCUUCCUGGUGAACGCGUUAAAUGCAGGGUAUUCAAGAACGACCGAAUGCAUUCGUUAGCGGACUUCAUGCAAAUCAUACGACCUAAUUCUGUGCUCAGAGAUGACGAGAGGGUGAAUUGCAAGUACUUUUCCAAGUGCGGAGGAUGUCAAUAUCAGAUGCUUUCCUACGAAACACAACUUGCUUUCAAACGAAAUGUGGUGGUAAAAGCUUACAAAAAUUAUUCCGGUCUUCCUCAAUCCGUUAUACCUGAAAUUCAGUCCACCAUCGGUUCGCCGUUGCAAUAUGGCUACCGUACAAAGAUAACACCACAUUUCCAAGCUCCACCGCCCAAAGUAGAUCGAAUUGCACUUCAAGCUCAGGUCGAGAGCGGUGACAAACCAGACUGGUUGCAGAUCGGAUUCAACAUCCAGAGUCAAAAUAAGGUGUUUGAUAUUGAGGAAUGUCCUAUUGCGACGCCAGUACUCAAUCGCGCACUACCCGAAAUAUUUCAGAACGUGGUUAAAACUAUACACACUUACAAAAAAGGAGCGACACUUUUACUUCGAGAGUCCCUGGACACCUCGGUCGACCCCGAUCCAAACGACACCAGCAAGGACACAAAAUUAUGCAUAACUAACAACCAUGCAUCCAUUCGAGAACGCGUAGGAGGCUUUUUGUUUGAAUACGUUGCGAGCUCGUUCUUCCAGAACAACAAUGCAAUUCUUCCUGCUUUGACUUCCUACGUCCGUGAAGCCAUUGCCUCGCUCUACCCCGAUCCCAAUGAUUCUUCUCGUCCUACCCACCUCAUUGACACGUACUGCGGUUCAGGAUUGUUCGCAAUCACACUCUCUCCUGAUUUUUCUACAGUGGCAGGCAUCGAGAUCUCCGCCGAUUCUAUCUUGUAUGCGAAACGCAACGCAAAGUUGAACGGCAUCGCAGCAGAGAAAAUGACGUUCCGCAAGGGCGACGCAGCAGAGAUAUUCAAAACUGUUUCUGACUUUCCUCCUGAAAAGACGGUCAUGGUCAUUGAUCCGCCAAGGAAAGGUUGUGAUGAUCCUUUCAUCGAACAACUUCUGGAAUUUCGGCCAAAGGUGGUGGCAUAUGUUAGCUGCAACGUCCAUACACAGGCUCGGGAUGUGGGAAAGAUACUCAAGGCUACUCAGGAUUCCGUAGAGGGUGAGGGGAAAAAAUAUGUCCUUGAAAGUUUGCGAGGAUUCGAUCUCUUUCCGCAAACCGCACAUGUAGAAUCUGUAGCGAUUCUUAGACUUGUAUAG